CAAUGGAGUGCAGAUUCAUGCUAGGAAAAGUGUCUUCAGCAGACAGAACAACAUCCAUGGAUGCCAAAAAGCGAGAAACAGCUUCGGGGGGGCCGAAUGGAGUUGGAAGAUGGGUGAAUCCAGAUCAGAAAUACAUGGAAGGCGGUUUGGUGCCUGAAGAAUGGGUAGAUAUAGCUGCCGGAUUUGUGGCCCCGAUGGCUUUCCAAGCAGAGAUGCAAGCCAUUUGGGAGGAGGAGGAGGAUGAGCAUGUCUGGCCUGAUGUUGAGGAAGAGAGGGAUAUACAGCUGGUGGAAGAAGAGGAAGAAUACAAUGAGGAGGAGGAAAAGGAGAAUGAAGAGGAGGACAGCCAUGAAGAGUGGGGCCACAAUGAGGACGAUGAUGAAGAAAAUGAUCAGGAAAUUGUAGAAGUCACAGUUGGCGCUGAAUAUAAGUAUGGAAACUCUGAUGAUGAGGCCCAAGAAGCAGAAUAUGAGAAAGAGAAAGAUGAGGAUGACACUGAAAAACUGGAAGAAGAUCCUAACAAUAAUUCAGAACCAGCUGAAAGCAGCCCCUAGAAUCCAGUUUGAACGCAAAGAAAUACAAGAAGGAAGAACCAGUGAAUUUGUAACAGAUUAAAGAUUUUCUGAUUUUUAGCAGCACGUGAGCAUUUUAUCAGCACUGGUUUUGUUCUGAAGUUAGUCACCCCAAAAGUGAUAUCCACUGUUAUCUGACUCCUCUUCUAUGCUUUUUGGAUAUAUUUGACAGCAUUCGUUUUGGUCCAAAAUAAAAGGUUUU
This is a messenger RNA of Sciurus carolinensis (gray squirrel), 774 nucleotides long. Its product is annotated as proline-, glutamic acid- and leucine-rich protein 1-like. NCBI's taxonomy places the organism in Eukaryota, Metazoa, Chordata, Mammalia, Rodentia, Sciuridae. The transcript has 4 exons. Bases 3 to 554 code for a protein of 183 amino acids. The record is from RefSeq and is a predicted model, not a curated record.